GCUUUUGACACCGCCUGAUGCCCUGCAGACCGCAGUCUUUGACAUGACUGAGCAGGAUGACGAAGAUGAGCGCUAUGAAGAUGUGAGCCGAGUCUGGAUGGAUGAUGAAGCUUCACUGGGAGAGAUCCCAGAAUGCGAGGCUAAGGAGAAGAAGGACGACGAAGAGUUCCACGUGAGGAUGGCGCAAUCAGUGCCAGAGGGUUCUCAGAUGGUUUCCAUCACCCUGGACUCAGGAGCUGACAUUUCGGCUCUGAAUCCAAAGACCGAGACUUUGAUCCCACUACGCAUGGAGAACAACAACAUCCAUCUGAAGGCCAAGAUUGAGAUGGUGAGUAUUUGCCAAGUUGAUGAGGAAGCACUCCUACGACGACGAGAAUAUGAAUGGUGGAGACUUGAAGACAAGCAACGAAGACGUGAUGGAGGAGAAGAAGAUGUGAGCGCAGACGAUGUGACAAGCCAUGAGAGCAUUGACGCACCAACCAACCGGAUCUAUGCCCUUGAGGGGUACCUCAGCAAAGAGCUCGGGACCAUUUCUCGCACUCCAGGUUGGCAUCGUCUUCCAAAUGGUGUGGCAGUUUAUUCAGAUGCAACAGCAGACAAGUUCUUGGACCCAGAAGGCAUGGUGAAUGACAAAUGGAAGAAAAGCAUGACACUGAUGACGAAGCCUGGAAGAGAAGGAAUAUGGUGCCAACUCGAGAACCUGAAGGACUACAACGAACAGGGAGAUCUCGCUUUCAGGUACUUGGUACCUUCAUGGGAUCCUCAUCGGGCUUUGACGUUCAUAAGGCCUUCAGGUUUCGAGGACUUCUAUGAAGAGGGCAGUGAGGCAGAUGAAGCAGCAUUGGCUAUGGAAGAGCCCCAGCAUCAUGAACGUGAUCCACACAAGGAAGUUGCCUUAGACGACGAGGUUUACACCUUGGAGGACGAAGGCAAGAAGUUGAAAGAGGCUUGUGCUGAACGUGGACUUCCCACAA
This is a messenger RNA of Durusdinium trenchii, 974 nucleotides long. NCBI's taxonomy places the organism in Eukaryota, Dinophyceae, Suessiales, Symbiodiniaceae. The record is from the annotation of a GenBank genome assembly.